CAUCCCAAGUAGGUGACAAAAUUUUGAAGUGAAAAAUUUGAGAACAAAUAGUAGGUAUUUGAAGUGUGUUGUAAACAGAUAACAAGUAGAUGCAAUAGAUUACAAUGGUGGCGUCCGAGUACAGUGCCUUUGUAAUACUGGAGAGGUCGUUGCGUUGGCUGCGCGGCAUGUCGGUUACGCAGAUACUUGGUUGUAACAAUUUGUUACAUGCGUUACGUGACGACAUUGAACAGGGGUCGACAUAUCGCGUUCGUGAGUGCCUCGCACUGUUGGGUUUGAAGCCGCUGCUUACUGCCAAACAGAUUAAGGCCACCAUGUCGCUGAGCCAGGAAAGCGAUCUGGCUUUUCUCUGGUUUAUCUGGGAAGCCUUCUACAAGACGUCGCAUGAUCUGAGCAAUGAACGAGACGAAUACUCCACCAAUGAGCAGUUAAUACUCUCGGCUAUUGCCCAUCUGGAUAUGAAGACCACGUUGCGGGCCCUCGACCAGAUACUGCCAACGGCGGAGUAUUCGAAAAAGUACCAGGAAAUACAGCGUGCCAAGGACAUGAAGGAAGCCAAGCGGAAGAGGUGGUUGCGACGUCGAACACCGCCGCCAUUUGUGGUCGACAAGGGUAUGUCAUUUGUGGAGCGCGAUCAAAUGCUAAAGAAGGCACGAAAACGAGGCAAAACAGUGCGGACCAAAGAAAAAGCUGCGGAUGAUAAAACCUUGCCGUAUUUGAUACCACAACUGCGACCCAAACCGUAUGUGCCCAUGGCAAUGAUGUCUACGCCCAGGGAUCGUCAGGUUAUCUUUCCGCGUUACAAUGACUACAACGAUAAGCUGCAUCGCAUUCCCAAUGAAUCGCGCUGGUUCGCCACGUACGAAUUGUCGCCAGUGAAACGCAUUAUUAAGCACUGCCUGUCGGCUGCAUUAGAUCCACUCUUCAGAAGAAGUCGCGUGCCGCUGGAGCGUUCCACUUGCAAUGUGCAUCGCAUGCUGGAGUUUUCAACAGCCCGCAAGCAGCAGGAACUCACCAUCGAGACGGCAAAGCGUUGCCUUGAUUUGCUCAGCGGCAAUAAAGACGAGAAACGGCGACGGCGCAUCAUCUGCCACCUGGAGCAUGAUGUACAAGCGGCGACCGAUAAACUGCGUCAGGAGGCACGUACUCAGCUGGCGCAGCUGCAACGUCUCAUCGGCGGCCCGUGCAGUGUUGGUGCCGGUUGCGCCAUGUGCGGCAAGCUGGGCUUUGAGCUGGACUUUAAGGGUCGACCACAGCGGAAGCCUGACUUUUCAUUUCUGCUGGACAUAGACUUUACGGUCAGCGAGCCACCGCCCGACGUCAAGGACAAGGACGAACCGGUGAGGGUGCUGCAAAUGGGCACCGAGAACCUGCUGCGUCUGAUCACGCCCGACACUGUGCGCAGUCUGCGCAAUACUUUGGGCUCGAAUGUCUAUUGUGGUCAGGGGCUCAAGUACAAGGGUUCGGAUCGCUGUCCACCCAUCGAGGGUCUCAUCAAGGUACUGAAUAGUAAGGGCAAGUUGGAGAAGGUUGUGUUGCCGCGACUUGAUGUGGACCGUUGUCAGCUGGCAGCAGCUCGUGAGACAUCAGAUGCUUCGGUGGAUAGGUUUUGCUCCAGGCGAACCAUGAAGAAUGGUGUGCUGCAGUGGGAUUACUUUAAGAUCUAUAAGCCGCCGGAGGCAUCGCAAUCGCAGACGCAGGCGGGUGAGCAGCUCGAUGCCAGCGCGAUCAUUAGAAGCUAUUGCAUUGCGGCACUCAAGAAGGCAAUGGAGGAGACAAAAGUAGAAAUUGCAACUACAAUUGAGCAGCAACAGGAUGGGGUUAAGGAUUGCGAUGAAAGAUCCUCACGUCUAUGCGCUGGUAUGGAUUGCAGUUCAUCGGGAAAAGUGAGCGUAGGGAAUUGUGACAAGUCGCCGGCUGAUGGAUUCAAACAUGUGCAGUCCAUUGAUCCCGACGAUGUGGUAAUGCUAGUGAAACUACUGAAAAUUGCUAUCGAUAUACUCCGAAAAGAUCCGCAGUAUGUGCUCGCCACCUUGCCCAAUGCCCACAUGAUGCCCAUUCUGGUCGAUUGGGUGGCAGCUCGUUAUGGCAAGACCUAUAACUAUCGCCAGUUAGAGAAUAUGGCCAAAAGCAUGGAUAUUAUCAACAAUGAUCUGACUGCGAAAAUGCAAGUACCACUUCCAAAUAUGUCGGUCAUCAAGAAGUGCAAAACCAUCGAGUCGUAUGAUAAAUACCUGCACUCUCUCUGCCACAUGCGACGAUUGCAGAGUGAAUACCACAGCACACUCAAUAAGGCAGCGCUGGAUGCGUCACGUCUCAUCUGGAUGGCCAUGCAUGGCUAUUCCAAUCUGGAGGGCUCCAUUACGGACACCUUUUUUGCCUAUUUGCCGGCCAAAGAGGCUGACUUUGUGCGACAUCGCCUUUGGGAUCCGAAUAGUUAUCGCAAUAUGGUUGCCUUUCGCAGUAGCAGGUGAACUUUGCUUGCCGUGGAGAGUGAAUCAUUUAAUGGUAAUGGUAAUGAAUCCAUUAAAUGAUCCACUAACCACUGCAGGCUCAGUUCACAUACUAUAUUCGAAAAAAGAGUAAAAGAAUUUAACUGUCAUAUUAAAUAACGAAUUUCAUCUCUAUUGGAAAAUAUAUUUGUUCAUACAAC
Drosophila albomicans is the source of this 2653-nucleotide messenger RNA. RefSeq lists its product as uncharacterized. NCBI's taxonomy places the organism in Eukaryota, Metazoa, Arthropoda, Insecta, Diptera, Drosophilidae. Bases 105 to 2474 code for a protein of 789 amino acids. The transcript has a single exon. The record is from RefSeq and is a predicted model, not a curated record.